AUGGCCGGGUGGCUCGGUUGGUUCUUCACCUUCACCUUUCAGGUCGUUCCCCGCGGCCUGUAUUGGUUGAUCACCUUCACGACCAUCUCCCUGCCCACUUGGCUCUUCACCCUCUUCUCCAUGAGCCUAACCUUCACCAUGAAUUUCACCACCCUCAUGCUGAUCUUCCUCGCCAUCGUCUCCACUGUGAGCUGGUUCAUUCGAUACCGCUUCCUCAACAUGUACAGCCGUUUACCUCCCGAGCCCCAACGCAAAGAAGCCCAGAUCGACCUCUUCCCCGACAUCCAAGAAGGCGACUCCAAACCCGGCCUGGCCAACUACCUCGAUGAAUUCCUCAGCGCCAUCAAGGUGUUCGGCUACCUCGAACGGCCCGUCUUUCACGAAUUGACUCGGACAAUGCAGACAAGGAAGCUGAUCGCCGGCGAAACACUUAUGUUGGAAGAGGAAAAGGGCUUUUGUUUGGUGGUGGACGGCCUCGUGCAGAUCUUCGUCAAGUCCACCCGCGAGAACAAAAACGGGUCGGAAGAAAACUUGCACUUGGACGAUGACAGCUCCGAUGACGAGGACAACAAUACCAAUGGCCGACAGGGCUACCAGCUGCUCACAGAAGUGAAGAAUGGCGCCUCCAUGUCCUCUCUAUUCUCCAUCUUGCAAUUGUUCACCGAGGAUAUCCAAUUGCACAAAUCGCGCAGCUCCAGCUCCAGCGCGUCAAGCGUCAGCGGUCGUGGAAAUCCUCGCGCCCCGGAUUCCAUGCCGGUGAGUCCACGCGUCGAAAUGAUGGAUAGCCCACACUCCGCCGUAAGAGAUGACUUAAGCGACACAACCAUCAUGGAUGGCCACCCAGAGCCUUUCGCUCCUGUGCCGCCUUUACAUUUGGACGAUAGGAAUCAUACUCCCAACCGCACACCACAACCACCCCCAAGGCGACGCCGCAAAUCAGUUCACCCAGAUAUCGUCGCCAGAGCGACUGUAGACACCACUAUCGCUAUCAUCCCAGCCAGUGCGUUCCGCCGUCUGACUCGGGUCUACCCACGCGCCACCGCACAUAUCGUACAAGUGAUUCUCACCCGUCUCCAGCGAGUCACAUUUGCUACCGCCCACUCGUAUCUCGGGUUGACGACCGAAGUCCUCAGCGUCGAACGGCAAAUAGCAAAGUACACGACCUGGGAUCUCCCGAAUGAUCUCAGAGGUGGUGCGCUCGACCGACUGAAAGACAAGUUCAUGCGCGAAAGGGAUCGCCUUGGCCCAGAGGAGGUGGUGAAAGGAAUCGCGCUCCAUAACCCCUUCGCUGGACGUAGACGACGCUCAAGCAGCUCACUUAGGAAGGAUGCUGUGCUGCAGUCCCGCAUGACCAGCGAUCAACGGCCCGCCUUGCCGACCCGCCAGUCAAGCAGUUAUAACGGAGACAGUACGGGUGUAAGCCCUGGCGACUUACUGUCCACCAUUCAACUCUCUCGAUUCGGUCCUCGCCAUGAGCUCAUGGGUCCACGCUACGGAACCCCCGUGGCCGAGCGUGAGCGUGCGCCAUUCCGACCAGCAGGAAUUGAUGGCAGACCUUCCCCGUUCCAGCGGAAGGACUCGAUUGAUGAGGACACUAUCUUCCGUGAAUCUAUCCUGGACUGCAUGAUGAAGGGUAUUGGUUUGACUGAAAGUACACGGGAUGCCCUACGGAAAGGUAGUCAUGUCUCAGGUGACGCUUCUCCCAGGCUACUGUCUUAUGAUUCUCGCCGACAAAAGGCUGUCUUCUCCAAUGCCUUUGGCUUCAUCGACCCCUACGAGGGCUCUGGAGAUGGCGAGACCGAGUCUAUGAUGUCCAUGUCGGUGACAAGUGCAGGCGGAACAUCACCCGUUGUCAACCUGCGUGAAGAGCUGCGCCAUGAUAUCGAAGUCGUAUACUUCCCCCAGGGAUCUGUGUUGGUGGAACAGGGUGAGCGCCCUCCGGGCCUAUACUAUGUCAUUGAUGGCUUCCUGGAUGUGGGCAUUCCCGUGAAUGAACGAGGUGAUGAUCUUGUAGGAUCUUCGCGUCCUUCAGCCUCGUCAGCCCAGGAAGAGCUAUUCCCGAAGCUGAGACGUACUACUACUGGUUCCUCACGCGCCUCUGGUGCGACGGGGACUAGUGACUCGCGUCGCAAGUGUCAAUCUCGCAAAUCGCUGUACUUGAUCAAACCAGGCGGUAUGCAUGGCUAUGUCGGUGCGCUCGCAUCCUACCGCUCCUAUACCGAUGUUGUUGCCAAGACCGAUGUCUACGUCGGAUUUCUUCCAAGGGCGUCUCUCGAGCGGAUUUCAGACCGCUACCCCAUUGCUCUGUUGACCCUAGCUAAGAGGAUAACUAGCCUACUUCCCCGUCUGCUUCUUCAUAUCGACUUCGCACUUGAGUGGGUACAAGUUGGCGCCGGACAAGUCAUUUAUCAUCAAGGCGACGAGAGCGAUGCAAUUUACCUUGUCCUGAAUGGACGACUGAGAUCCGUUCUCGAAGGCCAGAAUGGCAAGAUGACUGUCAUCGGGGAAUACGGCCAGGGAGAAAGUGUUGGCGAGCUGGAGGUCAUGACCGAAUCUACUCGACCUGCCACUCUACAUGCAAUCAGAGAGACAGAGCUGGCCAAGUUCCCACGCUCUCUGUUCAACAGCCUGGCGCAAGAGCAUCCCGGAAUCACGAUCCAAGUUUCAAAACUCAUCGCCCAGCGCAUGCGGGACUUGGUCGAGCAUCCCCUGUCCGAAAAGGGUCUUGAACAAGGCCAGGCCAGCGGCGUGCAGACGGCUACCUCCACCAUGAAUCUCCGGACCGUUGCGAUUGUCCCAGUUACAGUGGGGACUCCUGUUGUCGAGUUCGGACAACGUCUGCUCCACGCACUGCACCAGAUUGGUGUGACCCGAGGCGUCACUUCGUUGAACCAAGCUGCUAUUCUAAAGCACCUGGGUCGGCACGCUUUCAGCAAGAUGGGAAAGCUCAAGUUAUCACAAUACCUCGCUGACUUAGAGGAGAAAUAUGGACUGGUGCUAUACAUCGCCGAUACCAAUGUCAACGCGCCCUGGACACAAACUUGUAUCUCACAAGCAGAUUCCAUCCUCCUGGUUGGUCUCGCCGAGUCAUCUCCUAAAAUCGGCGAAUAUGAGCGAUUCCUCCUCGGCAUGAAGACCACUGCCCGCAAGGAGCUGGUCCUCCUCCACGUGGAGCGCUACUGCCCUCCUGGACUAACCCGGCGAUGGCUCAAGAACCGAGUCUGGAUUAAUGGCGGGCAUCAUCAUAUCCAAAUGGCAUUCCGGCUCUCCAACGAGCCCUCACACCCCCAAGCCAAGAAAUUCGGUACCGUCCUCAAGCAACGAGUUCAGAUCCUGCAGGCAGAGAUCCAAAAAUACACUUCACGCCGCAUUAACCAAACACCACUAUACUCGCCCCAAACGCCAUUCAAAGGCGACUUCCACCGUCUCGCCCGUCGUCUCUGCGGCAAAUCUGUCGGCCUGGUCCUCGGCGGCGGUGGAGCUCGCGGUAUCUCCCAAGUCGGCGUGAUCAAAGCCCUCGAAGAAGCCGGUAUCCCGAUCGACAUCAUUGGAGGCACAUCAAUCGGCUCAUUCAUCGGGGCCCUCUACGCCCGCGACGCAGAUGUCGUCCCAAUGUACGGCCGUGCGAAGAAGUUCUCUGGCCGAAUGGGCAGUAUGUGGCGAUUUGCAUUGGAUCUCACAUAUCCAACCGUAUCAUACACAACAGGCCACGAAUUUAAUCGGGGAAUCUUCAAAACAUUCGGCGACAGCCAAAUAGAAGACUUCUGGCUCGAAUUCUACUGCAACACAACAAACAUCUCCCGCUCAAGGGCCGAAUACCAUUCCUCCGGCUAUGUCUGGCGCUACGUCCGGGCAUCCAUGUCAUUGGCCGGUCUCAUCCCACCCAUCUGCGACGAAGGAAGCAUGCUACUGGACGGAGGCUACAUCGACAAUCUAACAGUAGCCCACAUGAAAUCUCUCGGCGCAGACGUAAUUUUCGCCGUGGACGUCGGUUCAAUAGACGACAACACACCCCAAGGCUACGGCGACUCAUUAAGCGGAUUCUGGUCGAUUCUCAAUCGCUGGAAUCCAUUCUCUGGCUUACCGAACCCGCCGACACUUUCCGAGAUCCAGGCCCGUCUCGCUUAUGUCUCGAGUAUUGAGAAUCUCGAGCGCGCGAAGAAUACCUCUGGCUGCCUUUAUAUGAGGCCGCCGAUUGAUCCGUACGGCACGCUCGAUUUUGGCAAAUUCGAUGAGAUUUAUCAGCUCGGUUAUGCGUAUGGGAAGGAGUUUUUGGAUAGGCUUAGGAAUGAGGGGUCGUUGCCUAUUCAUGAGGAGACGGAGGAGAAGAGGAAGUUGCAGCGGACUAUGGCGCCUAGACGGGCUAGUAUUUGA
Molecule: messenger RNA, 4374 nt
Organism: Penicillium waksmanii
Lineage: Eukaryota; Fungi; Ascomycota; Eurotiomycetes; Eurotiales; Aspergillaceae
Gene: nte1
Product: lysophospholipase
Exons: 1
Coding region: 1-4374 (1457 amino acids)
Biological process (GO): lipid metabolic process
Cellular component (GO): endoplasmic reticulum
Molecular function (GO): phosphatidylcholine lysophospholipase A1 activity
Source: RefSeq, a predicted model, not a curated record